Helianthus annuus (common sunflower) is the source of this 1317-nucleotide messenger RNA. Its product is annotated as exosome complex component RRP43. Lineage: Eukaryota; Viridiplantae; Streptophyta; Magnoliopsida; Asterales; Asteraceae. Bases 158 to 1063 code for a protein of 301 amino acids. The transcript is spliced from 9 exons. Gene Ontology annotation, cellular component: cytoplasmic exosome (RNase complex); nuclear exosome (RNase complex). Gene Ontology annotation, biological process: TRAMP-dependent tRNA surveillance pathway; U1 snRNA 3'-end processing; U4 snRNA 3'-end processing. The record is from RefSeq and is a predicted model, not a curated record.
AGAGUAGCCUUGUUGAGGCCCGUAAGCCGAUUCGAGCGCAAUAAACAUAACUUGAGCUGAGGCUUAUUUACUAGGCGGCUCGUAACUGGAGUAACAAAUAAGAAGCCAAAGUUUCAACACCACCUCUGUUUCCACGUAUCCAUCGUUCUAGAUCAAAAUGGUGGAUUCUGCAAACAGCACUAAUGACUUGUCAUCGGAGAUGGAGGUAGAUGCUUUCAGAAGACUUUUUCCGUUACGGUUUCACGAGCGUCACUUGCUGGAGUCCGUACGACCGGAUGCAAGGCCACUUGGUAAAGCUAGAGACACUUCAUUGGCUCUAGGGGCUGUGGGUUCUGCAGAUGGAUCAGCAUUGGCAAAGAUUGGCUGCACUACUAUGUUAGCCGCCAUUAAAAUGGAAGUCAUGACGCCUGCAAACGAAACACCAGAUGAAGGCUGCAUAGCCAUAGAAUUCCACAUGCCCGCGAUCUGUUCACCAAUUGUUAGGCCUGGCAGGCCUGCUGAGGCUGCACCUGUAGUGUCAAAGCAGUUAUCCGACACUAUUUUAAGUUCUGGGAUGAUCGAUUUAAAAGAGUUGUCAUUGGUCAGUGGCAAAGCUGCUUGGAUGGCAUACCUGGAUAUAUACUGUUUGGAUGCUGAUGGUGCCCUAUUUGACGCUGCCUUACUUGCUGCAGCUGCUGCCUUCUCCCAUUUGCAAAUCCCGGUGGUGUCAUUGAACGAUGAAGGAAGAAUUGUGGUUGUUUCUAAGGGAGAAAAACUCAAAAACAAACCCGUAAACGAGGAGAAAAGAAAGCUUAAGUUGAGGAGCAUUCCUUUCGCGUUAACUUGCAUAAUUCACAAGAAUUACAUCCUGGCUGAUCCAACGGCUGAGGAAGAAUCCAUCAUGGAAACACUAAUAACCAUUGUAUUGGAUUCGUCAUGUCAACUCGUGUCUCUUUACAAACCAGGUGGUCCCGCUCUUGCAUAUGAGUCCAUAAUCCAGGAUUGUAUUGCAUUGUCGAGACAAAGACUGAGGGAGCUUCAGACAAUCCUGAAUGAAGCCAUGUGUGAUAUGGAAGUUGAUUAAAAAGGGAUAUCAUUUGUUCUUUUUAUUAGACUUCAAUUGGGUAAUUACUUUUUCCAGAGCGUUAGUUCUUCAAUGACUUGUACGUUAUGCAAGGAAGCUUGUACAUUGCUAUGGAUCCGGGGUUUUCUCGUAGCUCUGUAAACUGAUGGCCUUCAAAUUUUGGAAUGUGAGUUGGGAUAGAACUGGAAUAAUUGAUAGAUUUAUGGUUAUUUUAUGAAUUCAUAUAAAAGAGAGAUUAUUAUUCUGUCAUUAAA